Anguilla anguilla (European eel) is the source of this 1777-nucleotide messenger RNA. RefSeq lists its product as uncharacterized. The transcript is spliced from 2 exons. The record is from RefSeq and is a predicted model, not a curated record. Lineage: Eukaryota; Metazoa; Chordata; Actinopteri; Anguilliformes; Anguillidae. Bases 346 to 957 code for a protein of 203 amino acids.
UUUUUCUAAUUACGACAUUUGGUAGACUUGGGGUUCAAUAAGGUAGCUCGUUAAUUGCUGCGUUUAGCAUUAUAGCAGUUCUUGUGGUGGUAUGAACUCGCACUUGUAAUCGGAUAGGUAGCAAAACUCCCUUACGUCAAGUUGCGGUUGUGCUGGGCGAUUACUGGCUCUUUAAGGCUUUGGGGUUGAUCUGAAUACCUAAAGUUUCCGUGAGCUAUAGUGACGCCUGUAUUGACGAAUUUGUUUGCUACUUCCGUGUUUUAGUGCGUGCUACAUUGUUGUCAUUAGUAUUUGCCACUUCUAGGCUACUAUCAAUAAACAUUCGCCUGAUCCGGCGUUUUGUUUAUGGAUUUGAGUGACGGUCUGCAGGAAAACAUGCCAGUACGCAUUCUCCGUGACACGGGAGCAGCCCAGUCCUUCUUGUUGGAUGGUGUGCUUCCCCUUUCUGAGAAAACGUCCACUGGCACGCAUGUACUGGUGCGAGGGUUGGAGAUGGGUUUUGUUGAUGUUCCUUUACAUAGAAUCCAUCUCAUCUCUGACCUGAUCACUGGAAAUGUUGUUGUGGGGGUGCGUAAAAACCUACCAGUGCCCGGCAUUACAUUCCUCCUGGGUAAUGAUUUGGCCGGGGGAAAUGUGUGGGGGCACUCUUCAACACCACCUGAGGUUGUCCCUGUGCCCCUGGUGCCUGAAGGUCCUGAUGAAUGUGCCCAAAUGUAUCCGGAAGUCUUUCCUACCUGUGUGCUAACUCGCUCUAUGGUGAAACAACUACAGUCCAGUGUUAAGAGUGAGGAUACAGAAGUUGAUCUGAGCCAUACUUUUCUCAUGUGCCCUGACAUGUCUGUGUCUCCCACAGCUCCGUUAUCUGCUCCUGUGACAUUGCCAACGGUGGAGGUGGAGAGUGUAAAAAUUAGUGAGGUGCCCUUAGCCCGUGAAACUCAUUUCUGCCCAAAGCGCUGAUCCCUCACUUACUUCUCUGUAUGAGACCGUCCAUACUGAUCAGGACAUUGAUGCAAUUACUCAGGGUUACUUUUUGAAAGAUGGCAUCUUGAUGAGGAAAUGGAGGCCACGCACUAGUUCAGAUGAGUGGGAUGUCGUUUCCCAAAUUGUCAUUCCUGUGGGUUAUAGACCACAGAUUUUGAGUGUGGCACAUGAUGGUCUAGCUGGGCAUCUGGGGGUAAACAAGACCUAUAGUCGCAUUCUCCGACAUUUCUUUUGGCCUGGGUUGAAGCAGGAUGUAGCCCAGUUUUGUAAAUCCUGCCAUGUCUGUCAAGUAGGUGGAAAACCGAACCAGACAAUUUCGCCUGCUCCACUUUAUCCGAUACCAGUCAUUUGUGAACCUUUUGAGCACGUCCUCAUUGACAUUGUAGGGCCACUCCCUAGGUCACGACAUGGACACCAAUACCUGUUAACAAUCAUGUGCGCUGCUACUCGGUUCCCCGAGGCUAUUCCUUUACGGAACAUUACUGCUAAAACAGUUGUGCGUGGGCUAACCAAGUUUUUCUCUGUGUUCGGGCUUCCAAAGAUCAUUCAAAGUGAUCAAGGUUCGAAUUUUAUGUCGCGCAUAUUCACACAGAUCCUUCAGCAGCUCCAGAUUAGGCACAAUGUUUCCAGCGCUUAUCAUCCAGAGAGUCAGGGGGCCUUGGAACGGUUCCAUCAGACCCUUAAAUCGAUGUUGCGCAUUUAUUGUCUUGAGCUGGGUAAGGAUUGGGAGGAAGGUGUUCCGUGGCUGCUCUUUGCAUCUAGAGAGGCAGUACAGGAGUCUUUAGGUUUCAGUCCU